CGAUACCGUUCCUUCACUCCCCAAAUUCUCAUAUUUGCUCUAACCAAUCUCCGUUCUUUGCUCUUUUUCUUUAAACAAUCUUCAAUUGGAGGUGAUGAUUAAGCAAUCAGAACAACACAUAAGAGGUUCUGAUCUAUGGACGAGUUUGGAUAUGGAACUGUUGACUCGUUGAGAGUCUUCUCCACCAAAUCGAAGCGUUUCCUCCACUGCUUUUGGAGAAUUUGGAGACUUUGAUGAAUUAAACUCCAUCUGAUGGUUAAUGGAGGAAGUUCAGCAGAUGGAAUGGGAUCGAAUGUGCUACAUUCCCACCAUUGAAGAAAGGAAGUUCAGCAGAUGGAAUGGGAUCGAAUAUGCUACCUUCCCACCAUUGAAGAAAGCGCGAUGUCUGAGACGAAGCUUUUCACCCCUUCACUCGGAGUUACUUGCUUUGAUCUGGGCUAUGGAAUCCCUCAUGGCGGCUGGUGUUGAUUGUAAAAAUUAUGAGACAGACUGUGCAGAGCUAAUUGCGAUUGUGCAAUCUCUAGAAGAGUGGCCCGCCUUCUCCAAUAUAUUGGAUGAUUUCAGCCUUCUCCGAUCCUCCUUCCCUUCUUUUACUCUUACCAAGAUUCCGCGAUCGUCUAACGAGAGGGCAGAUUGUCUUGCUCGUUCUUCAAGAACUUUAGUUUCAGAAUUAUCUUUUGUAAACUUCUAUCCUCCGGCUUGGGUAACCAAUCUUGGAGUUAUUUUCUAAUUCUUAAUGUUUGGUUGACAAAAAAAAAACAUCCAAACUAUUUAUGUUUUACUUAAAAUAUUUUUAUUAAAGAAUAAGAUCUUCAAUAACA
Messenger RNA from Camelina sativa (false flax), 821 nucleotides. NCBI's taxonomy places the organism in Eukaryota, Viridiplantae, Streptophyta, Magnoliopsida, Brassicales, Brassicaceae. The record is from RefSeq and is a predicted model, not a curated record.